GUAAAACAAAGUUCCCAUGAUAAGCUCCGCCCACUUCGCCCUCCAAGCCAAUCGGCGGCCUGCAAAACGCUCAAAAAAGGGCGUUUUCCUCUCGUGCAGCCGUGGACUGUGAAGGCCCCUUUCGAGGGAAAUCAGUAGUUUGAAGACGAGCCGCGGGCGGCAGGAGCUCGCGCGUCCUCAUGCAGAGCAAUUUUUUUGUUUUAUUUUUAAUUAUCCCAAUUUGUUUACACACAUUUGUGUAAAAGUGGGUUGUGCUUUUGUAAUUUUUGUAUUUUUUUUUUAUGUCGAAACUCCGUUUUUUUGUUUUCUAUUGUCGUAUUUUGAAUUAACCGGCCGGAGUGGUGCCACAUUCCCAGCGGACCCCGCAGUGCAUCCUGUCCGUGGGGUGUGUGUGUGUGGGGGGGAGAGGUUACGCUGCAACACCGUCGGACGUUGAUUUCAACAAACCCGCAGGACGCGUAAAGGAAGUUGCAUUCUGGAUAUAUUUAGUUUUUCGUAAGUCUGCGUUGCUGCUGGACGCUUCGCAUCUUAUUUAUUUUUUGGGGUUACUUAAGUCGAGAUGGUCGGCAGGUUGAACUUCCCCAGCGGCUGUGAGGGAGACCCGCUGGGGAUGAGCUGCGGGGCGGACCGGGGACUGGACAGCCCGGACUCCGGGUUGCCCCCGAGCCCCGGCGCCUGGCUGCAGCCCGCAUGCGCAGACAAGACCCCCGGGGGCGCGAGCCCGGUGUCCGAGGAGGACGAGGGCGGAAGGGGCUCCAUGGUUCCAGUUUUACCCUCUGGCUCUCUGCUGCAGCCCCGGUCCUACGGGGAAGGCAUCGCACUCCACCCUCUACCGUCCACGGAGACGAGGUUCACCUCCUCCGUGCGCUACGACUCGGCGCGGCACUUCAUCCAGGCCGUGGCCCUGUGGCCGACGGGCCGGGCCCUGGAGCGCUACGCUCAGACGGUGACGGCCGUGCCUCACAGCACGUGGCGCCGCUACAAGACGCAGCUGGAGCUCCGCCCCCGCCAGCGGCCGCAGCGCUUCCAGAGCACCGCCAUCGUGUUCCCCAAGGCGGCCAGCGCCCGCUACGCCACGGAGCUGAGCUACGACGGCCGGCGGCGCGCCCGCCGCUUCUUCUCCAGCGUGAAGCUGGAGGCGGCGGCUGACCGGCCGGCGCCUCCCCCUCACUGAGGGGGAGGGGACUAUACUGUAGCUCCGCCCCCUCAAGGCUGGCUGUUGUUGACCUGCUGUGUACAGAUGUGUAUUCUGGUUUUAUCUUUUUCUGACCCUUUCAAGUCCCCCCCCCCCCCCCCGUUGCUGUGAUGUCAUCAGAUGGACAAACGUGGACCAAGCGGCUCAGACGUCCGGUCCGUCUUUUUCGUUUUAUUCCCGACAUCGAACAAUAAGAUGGAUUCUUCAUGUUAAAGUUUCACUUGGCGGCUCGAGCUUUAUUGUUUUGGUUUUACUCGCUGAAAAAUGGAUGAAGAGAAUACUUUAUCCCCCCCAGCAACGAGUCUGUCUCUCUCCUGUCUCUCUCUCUCUGUCUCUCUGUCUGUCUCUCUCCUGUCUCUCUCUCUCUCCUGUCUCUGUCUCUGUCCUCUCUCUCUCCUGUCUCUCUCCAUCUCCUCUCUCUCCUCUCUCCUGUCUCUGUCUCUCUCCAUCUCUCUCUCUCUCUCUCUCUCUCUCCAUCUUCUGUCUAUCUCUCCUGUCUCUCCAUCUCUCUCUCCAUCUUCUAUCUAUCUCUCCUGUCUCUCUCUCUCCUGUCUCUCCUCUCUCCCUCCUUUUCUCUCUCUCUCCCCCCCCCCCCCCCCUCCAUGUUGCCUCCAGUACAUAGAGUUCACGCUGACGUCUCACUCCUUUAUCUCACUCCUUUAUCUGCUCAACAAACUCUCUCUCUUCUCUUCUCUCUGACCACCGGCUGCAUUCUUAAUGUAUUAUUAGGACGUUUGAAAUUUUUUUUGGGUGUAUUGCCGUAAAAAACCCAUUUAAAUGGUCUGGCAGGAUCAUGAGUGGAGUUUACUUAAAUAUAUAUUUCACUCUCUGGUAAACAGAAUAACGAGCUGCAUUCCACUGCCAUCACUUUCUCUUUUGGAUUUAAAUUAUAUUUAUUCUCCUUAAACUUUGAGGUUCAGGACUUUUUGUUGUCGGCUGUUUAUCGGGUCCAUUCAGUCACGAGAAGGGAUGUUUCUGCGAUGCCUGUUUGAAAUGUGUUUUUUUUAAGAGGCGGUAUUUCUUUUCUUUUUUUAAAGAUUACAGCAGAAAGUGCAAAUUGUCAUUUUGACCCACACAUUCAAACGCGCUAAAAAUAAAAGACCACAGGAAUGUAGGGUAUGCAAUAAAUAGUUUAAAUGUUUUUUUGGGGUUAUCAACUUGAUUUUUACAAUCUACUACAGGAAGAAAACUGUUUUUAAUGCAUUGACUGAAUGCCACGAAUAAAAUGCUUGACUAACACUUAAACGUUUGCAAAUGAUUGAUGGACAUUUUUAGACCUUCAGUUUUCUGCUGCUUUAUCGCCCUCUGGUGGCCAUCGAGGGUAAGUACAACAAUGGAUUUAAAUUCCAAGUCGCGGUUUUGUUUCCCCUUUAUUUCUGUGGUCCUAAAGAUUUUCUGCACAACAAAACAAGGAUAAUUCAUUAAAUCGGGAAUAACUAAAAUUAAAUAAAUGAUUAUAAUUAAGUUUACAUUUUUGCAUUAAAAUAUUCAGCUGGGAAAAUAAUAUGUUGCCCCUGUAAUUUACUAUCGGACCAAAUUUAAAGCCCUUUUAAUCUGAUAUCAGCCAGAACGUUGCUUCUUUUAGGCAUUUAAAAAAAAAUAGCGUACAAGUUAAACUCUACAUAAAACAUUGUAACUAUCUUAAUGACUACUGAUUUUGAUUACAUGUUUUGUUUUUAACUAAUACAAUCUGCAGUAUGUGUAAUGAAUAAAGUUUGUUGCGCUGA
Messenger RNA from Pseudoliparis swirei, 2922 nucleotides. It is a transcript of the gene rflnb, whose product is annotated as refilin B. NCBI's taxonomy places the organism in Eukaryota, Metazoa, Chordata, Actinopteri, Perciformes, Liparidae. Gene Ontology annotation, biological process: negative regulation of chondrocyte development; actin filament bundle organization; negative regulation of bone mineralization involved in bone maturation. The transcript is spliced from 3 exons. Gene Ontology annotation, molecular function: filamin binding. The record is from RefSeq and is a predicted model, not a curated record. Gene Ontology annotation, cellular component: actin filament bundle. Bases 560 to 1174 code for a protein of 204 amino acids.